AAAUCGCCCCACCAGUCAGUGGCUUAUAACGUGCAAGUGAGCUUUUACUCCCUUACUUUCGGUGUGUUUCCUUCUCCGCGUGCGCAAUGUAUUCAUGAAGAAACCGUAAAGUGUUAAAUGUUUGAAAUCCAAAACCGCCGAAUUUCACAUGCUGAAAAAGGACUCCGCUACUCGUACGCGCGGCACUGGUGUGUCAGUGCAAUAGACUCUGCAAAGAAACUCUACUCUCACACGCCUGCAAGUCCGCGGCUGCAAAAAGGACGCUGAAAACCUAAUUUUUCAGUUUCAAGACAAACGCGUAAAAAUCAAACUGGCUCACGUUCUUCCCAACCAACCCAGUUUGACAGCUGCUCUUCACCCCAUUUGGAGGACUGUCAGCAGCAAGAGGAUGGCAUCAGAGCUGGCAAUGAGCAACUCCGACCUGCCCACCAGUCCCCUGGCCAUGGAAUAUGUUAAUGACUUCGAUCUGAUGAAGUUUGAAGUGAAAAAGGAGCCGGUGGAGCCCGAUCGCAACAUCAACCAGUGCAGUCGCCUUAUCGCCGGGGGAUCCUUGUCUUCCACCCCGAUGAGCACGCCUUGCAGCUCGGUGCCCCCUUCCCCAAGCUUCUCGGCGCCCAGUCCGGGCUCGGGGAGCGAGCAGAAGACACACAUUGAGGAUUUCUACUGGAUGUCCGGUUAUCAACAGCAGCUGAAUCCAGAGGCGCUGGGCUUCAGCCCCGAAGACGCAGUCGAGGCGCUGAUCAACAGCAGUCACCAGCUCCAGUCUUUCGAUGGCUAUGCCAGGGGCCAGCAGUUUGCUGGCGCAGCCGGAGCAGGAAGCACUAUGGCCGGGGAAGAGAUGGGGUCCGCCGCGGCGGUGGUGUCGGCAGUAAUUGCUGCGGCAGCUGCUCAGAACGGAGCGCAACACCACCACCACCAUCAUCACCACCACAGCAGCAGCCACCACCAGGCACCAGGCGUCCAGUCCAACGGCUCUUCUGGGACAAAUCACCCACACAUGCGCUUGGAUGAGCGGUUCACAGAUGAGCAGCUGGUGACCAUGUCAGUGCGGGAGCUCAACCGGCAGCUACGGGGGGUCAGCAAAGAAGAAGUGAUCAGAUUGAAACAGAAGAGGAGGACCCUAAAGAACAGAGGCUACGCGCAGUCCUGCCGGUUCAAGCGGGUUCAGCAGCGGCACGUCCUGGAGGGAGAGAAGACGCAACUCCUGCAGCAGGUCGAGCACCUAAAGCAGGAGAUCUCCAGGCUGGUCCGGGAGAGGGACGCGUACAAAGAAAAGUAUGAGAAGCUCAUCAGCAACGGCUUCAGAGAAAAUGGAUCCAGCAGUGACAACAACCCUUCAUCUCCGGAGUUUUUCAUGUCAUCAAGAAAAUUUCUCCAUCUGUGAUUUCAAGCACCAUCCCUCCGUGCCCGAGGAUUCUUGAGAUAACCUAACGACUGAGCAGUGAUGACAUCAGAGCAGCUGACCAAUCGCACCGAGACACCUACAAAGCACAACAUUCAAGAUUACUUCCCGAUAAACAACAGACAAGACCUACCGGAAUUCCUCAAAAACCCUACAGUGAAAUUCUUGAAAAGCCUCUUACUACUCCUAAUUCCUUUCCCAGUAUUUUA
Messenger RNA from Archocentrus centrarchus (flier cichlid), 1611 nucleotides. RefSeq names its product MAF bZIP transcription factor a (gene mafa). The record is from RefSeq and is a predicted model, not a curated record. The transcript is spliced from 3 exons. Lineage: Eukaryota; Metazoa; Chordata; Actinopteri; Cichliformes; Cichlidae. Bases 389 to 1384 code for a protein of 331 amino acids. Gene Ontology annotation, molecular function: DNA-binding transcription factor activity, RNA polymerase II-specific; RNA polymerase II cis-regulatory region sequence-specific DNA binding. Gene Ontology annotation, biological process: regulation of transcription by RNA polymerase II. Gene Ontology annotation, cellular component: nucleus.